UGUCUCCCUGACUCUCCCCGCCCUCUGGCGGCUCCUGGCGCCCCCUGGCGAGCGGGGAGAGCACGCGCGUCUAGAACCCCUGGGAGAGCCCUGGGAGGCUAAAUCCAUGGAUUUGGAGCUGGGGGCCAGGGAGUGUGCUAAGUCCAUGGAUCUAGAGCUGGAGGGGGAGCCAGUCGGUCUGAUGGAUCUGGAGCUGGGGGAAUGUGCUAGGUCCAUGGAUCUAGAGCUGGAGGGGGAGCACGCUGGGCGUCAUGGAUCUGGAGGUGGGAGAGCAUGCAGGCCCCACAGGGAGCUGGGAGAGGGUAUUGAAAAUCUUCCAUGUGAACUCCAAAGGAAUUUCCAGCUGAUGCGUGAACUGGAUCAGAGAACAGAAGAUAAGAAAGCCGAGAUCGACAUCCUGGCAGCUGAGUACAUCUCCACUGUGAAGAACCUGUCCCCUGAGCAGCGUGUGGAGCACCUGCAGAAGAUCCAGAAUGCAUACAGUAAAUGUAAGGAGUACAGUGACGACAAGGUGCAGCUCGCCAUGCAGACCUACGAGAUGGUGGACAAACACAUUCGCCGCCUUGAUGCGGAUCUCGCACGCUUUGAAGCUGAUCUGAAGGAGAAGAUGGAAGGCAGUGACCUGGAGAGUUCAGGAGGAAGAGGCCUGAAAAAGGGCCGGGGGCAGAAGGAGAAAAGAGGCUCCCGGGGUCGCGGGAGACGCACGUCAGAGGAAGACACUCCGAAGAAGAAAAAACUGAAAGGCGGGUCAGAGUUUGCAGAAACCAUCCUCUCGGUGCACCCCUCGGACGUCCUGGACAUGCCUGUGGACCCCAACGAGCCCACCUACUGCCUCUGCCACCAGGUGUCCUAUGGAGAGAUGAUUGGCUGUGACAACCCGGAUUGUCCCAUUGAGUGGUUUCACUUUGCUUGUGUGGAUCUCACCACGAAGCCCAAAGGAAAAUGGUUCUGUCCUCGCUGCGUUCAGGAGAAGAGGAAGAAGAAGUAAGGAAGACCCAGAAGGACCAGUUAAUACCUUCCUCCCUUCCUGUUGUCAUAGCUUACCUUUAUUUUUAAACUACCUUGUCGUUUUUGGUCUGGUGUUGGCCAGUUGUAAUUCUUGGUAUUUCAAAACAAAAAGCAGAAAGCCAGCUCUCUUUUUACAGGGAGAGGCUCUUGUAGGUAAAUUUGCCACAGGGACUUUGUUUUCUUUCCUUUUUUACCAUGGAUUCCCGAUAGCACUGAACUGGGCAGUAACACUUUUACUAUUCAAAUGGGGUGUUUGCUAAUUGGGCAUCAGGAAACAUGGGACAGCCACAAGGAGUCCGUGGCCGUGACAUGAAUGCCCCCUUUGGCACCUGGUGCCCGCCAUCACUUGGGAAGUGUAGAUGUGACCCUCUGUAGAGGUGGCGGAGCAGCCCCAGCUGCUAGACAGUGAGGACACCCUUCACCGACGCACACGUCCAUAGGGGCUGGGGCAUCUCCUCAGCUCCGAUUCUGAAGCCAGUGACUGUGUUUACUUGUGGUAAGGGCCUCUCCCCUGUGCCUGCCAGCUACGGGUCUUAGGGUUCUUACCGUUAGGAAGUAAUUUCUGCUUUAUUGUGCACUGCCCUGUUGGUUUGAAUCUCCACUCCUUCCCUCUCACGAGGGCUGUACUCGCCUGUUCUGGAGCAAAGUGGGUUUUCAUUAGCAUGGAGGCUCUCGGACCUGCUGAUGACCCAUUUCUCUGGAAGUUCCUCAAGUUUUUACUGUGAAGACAAGCUUAAUGUUUUAGCAUGAAGAUAGUGGGGUCUGAUGUGUUUUAUGAAGUGAAAGUCCAGUCUGCUAAGACCUGGUUUUAUAUCUGAUUUAUGUUGCACACUGUUAGAGCUGUAUCCAAGGGGACUAGAUAAUCGAAGAUGACGUGUGGAUUCCUGUAAUUCUGCCGCAGCUCGGCAAGGAAGCUGUCGGCUCGGCUGGGGUAGACUUACUGAUCGGCAUUCACCACAAACUCAUUGUAAUGAUCCUUUGAGUGACAUUUUAAAUGAGUACUUCAGUGUCUGGACAUUUAUUCUGCUACUUUUGAGAUGCGUAGAAAGACAGGGUUGGAAUUCUGGUAAUACUCUGAGCAUCCCAGAAACCCUUAGCAUGGAAGCAAAGGCGUUAAAAAGGAAUUAGAAGAAGAGGGAAGCAGAAAAUGCUUUCUUCUUAGAAUCUGGAGAGUGAAUCUGGUCGAUCUAAUUGAGGACUGGAAUUCUAACGAAGAAGAUGCUGCUUUGUUAGCUGUGGAAGGAGGGUCCCUUGGAAAGAUGCCGUUGAGGUGUAUUCUUCCUGUGUUUACUGCUGUCACCUGUGAUUCUCCCUUUAGAAGGGGCAGAGUGAUGAGGGAAUCCGGGAACACUGCCAGCCUUGUCACCAGGUUCAUUUUUAGUGAGGGAGGGUGGUGAGAACCUCAAACACAAAGAUACUAUUAAUCAUCGACAGAGUGAAUCUGAUCCUCCUAAGAGUUCUCCCAUUCUCCACAUCCAGGCUACCUUCUGUUUGAGGCCUUUGUGUUUCUGACAGAAUGAUGUGCCGAGAGUUGUGGUGUUUAAGUCAUUGAAUCGUGGUGUUUAUACUCUGAAUUUUUGUCCAAGUUGUAGGUUUGAGCCUUGAGCACUUUCGAUUCUUGGAAAAGAGGGAUCAGGCAGCUGCUCCCCCCUCCCUCUCCUGCAGGGUCAGAUCUAUGUUUAGAACCCACUGCUCUGGGCUCUUGGGGAGUGGCCUGGGCAAAGGCCUGCCUGGCUGUUCUUCCCUUCUGGCCCAGGGCAGACAGCCACUUACUCUGUUCUGGGAUUCGUUGAAUGCUUCAUCUGCUCUAGUCAGUUGCUGUGCUGUUGAAAAGCAGGGAAAAAAGUAGUAGAAAUUAUGGGGAAAAUAUUUUUCUAGACUUUCUUCCCAGUCUGUAUGGUGAAGCCUGUAAGUGCAGUAAAUCUGCAGUAAAAGAAUUUCUGCUGAUUUCUUAGUAGCCAGUUGAACAGUGUACGUCUUUGGUCUUUGACCACAUGGUAGACAGUGUCUUGCUCAUUAGUGUAGGGUUUUGGGACUUAGUAAUCAGCAUCUGGGGGCUUGUGAUCUCACGAGAAAGCGAUUGGUGAGAUGCCAGUUCUCAUUGUCCUGUUCUGGGGAGGCUCUCUGCCUUGAGGAUUCUGUUUUUCAUUGCCACCAAAACGUGAGGCCAACAACUUUGGAGCAAAUGGACAGAGAGUGGAAGAGAAAAGGCCCCUCAGCAGUCUCUGAACUAGAGCGGAUGUGUCUGUCUGACCAGUGUGAUGGGGGAGAUGAUCCCAUCCUGGGGGUGGGCCUGCAACUGCAGCAUUCUCCCCAUCCCUCCUAGUCCUCUAAGGUUAGACCUAGCCUGAUUUUAGGGGGCAUGGCUCUCAGGCCAGUUCUGCCUGUCCCUAAAGUCUGCCAUUGAAACUAGCCUGUCUCCUGUAGGCUGGGAAGAGCCUUGGUCUCCUCGGUCUACUCCAGCCCAGGGCUGCUCUUGAAGGUUUGGACUGGAUUGUGAAUGAUUUCAGGACGGAGACUGGGUCUUAGCUAACCUUUGGUCUCCCCCUAGCACAGUCCCCUGCACAUGCUUAGUGCUAAAUAACUGUUUGUUGAUUGAAAUGAAUGCAUUUUGAAUGUCCCAGACUAUUUAAUCCCACAGUUUAUGACACUGUAUAUGAGCCAGGUAUAAUGUAUUAUCCAUAUUUUUUUGUGCUUAUUUGCAAGUAAAACUAUAGUCUAUUCAGAAGAAAAGUCGCAACAUUUCAGGAGUUGAUUUUCCCUUCCUCGAUGCUUAGAUUAUUGGAGUAAACACUUUUAGAACAAUUCUUCUGUUGUCUUCUGGGAGCAAACAUGCUGCAUUAUUAAAAACAAAGUGUUUGUUUCAUUGAGUCCCAUAAACCUGUGUUUGUCUGUAGUGGAAUUGCUGGCUGGAGUAAGUCCCUUAGUAACUGACCCCUUGGAGGCAGCUCAGGAGCUCCUGAAUCUAGAAAUGCAAAGCUGGACCUCCCUUCAAGCCGGCGGGCAGUUCCGCCUUUGGGUAGGCGGACCAGUUGGGGGAAGAACAGUCCCCCAGUGAGUGCCCAAGAGGCUUCUCUCUCCUAGAAAAAAGGGACCAUUAAAGUCAGUCAGUCACAGGACAGGCUCAGACUUCAUUUUUUGUUCUUUCUCUGUGACUUCUCAGAGCGUAUCAUGUCAGCACAGGAGUAGGGUUGGUCUAAUCUAAUCUACCAUAAAGCCCGCCGAGAGCAGCUUUCUUUCUCUGCUCCACAGAGGGGUGGGGAUGGAGAGUGGGCAGGGACUGGGGUUUUUCUUUUUCCUUUUAAACAAAAUGAAGAAUUUUGAUUCUGGGCAUUGGAAAGUUUCACGGUUUCCUAGGUUUUUGGUGUUCCAGUGUUUGCAGUUUGAUCACCUUUGCGAAAAGGAUUGAAAAACUGGGGAAAUCUAAGAUGGUUCUAAUUCUCGCAAGGUUACAGAGACUUUUUUCCACAUACAUGUGUAUUUUGUGUCUUCAGCUUUACCACAUUUCAUCCAAAAAGAUGAUGAUGCAGCUUUAACAUGAAUGUUACAUUUUAUUUUCAAAGGAAAUAUGUUCCCUUUGUAAAUGGAAGAGAAUAUUGUAAAUCUUUUUAUUAAAAAUAAUGUAAAGUAAAAAUGUAUAUCUGUAUUUUUGGAUCAUGUUAUAGAUAAUGGAUAUAUUGUUUAAUAAAUAAAAAUAUUUUUGGGAACAAAA
This is a messenger RNA of Phascolarctos cinereus (koala), 4720 nucleotides long. The record is from RefSeq and is a predicted model, not a curated record. Lineage: Eukaryota; Metazoa; Chordata; Mammalia; Diprotodontia; Phascolarctidae.